UGGCAAAGGUUGACCAAUCUAAAGCUAGAAUAAUGGAAAAGGGUUACAACAAUGACACUGGAACUUAGAAGACAGAUGCCUGAUGACCUGCAUGGUCUGUCUGGAGUAAUAUACAGGAUAGCGUGUUUGAGUGAGUUGGACAGACAGCUCAAGGUGAAUACUUUCCAAGGCAGAGAAAAAGGGACCCACUGACAUAACCAUAGAAAUAGAAUGACUAGAAUGGAUAAUCCCCUCAGACCACAGCAAUUUGAUAGCACCCUCAUGGAUACACCCAAUCUGGCUCAAUGAAUGGGCCAUGUCUGUUCUAGUGAUUCUAUUUAUAUGGACACAACACAUAUCCACUAUGCUCUGGCACCUAACCUUGUGACACUAGGGAGGCAUGGGAUUGUUAAAGAGGGCCAGGUGCCUGUGUCUUAAAUCACUCUGCUGCUCCAGAGGUAUGGUAUGUAUGAGACAGGCCAUUCUAUAAACAGAGGAAGAGAGACACAUGCAGACAGACACAAGAGAUGGACGUGAAUGAGAGUAGUCUCUACUGAUUUAAGACUAACUGACACAGGACUAAAAGUCUUUGGCUUAUGACAACUUCACCUGGUAGCAUCAUUAGCCGAGCUCUUCGUCAUUGGUAUAACUGAUCAUCUCCCUUAGAGUAAGACCAUGGAGAUGAAGACCCAGGCUCAGGUGUGUGCUACUGUGCUUCAAAAGAGGGAAUUUGAUGGGAUCCAUCUUGGCUCUUUUUUUUGUUAUUCUGAAACCUUCUCUCUCCAGGAGAUGCUGUUGAAGCACCAGGAAUGUCUGAAGAGGCAAAGAGAAGCGGUGAAGUUCCGAAUGAAGAAAUUAAGCACAAAGCAAACUGAAAUCACUAAAAAGUCAUCAGCAAUGAGGGAGAGUAUAAGGAAGAAGUAUGAGGACAUCCAGAGGGUUCUGGAUGAGGACCUGGGGAUGACUCUAACCCACCUGGAGAUGGAGGAGAGAGCUGCAGUCACAGCCCUGGAGGACCUGAUGGAGAAGAACUGCACCAUCAUUCAGGAGAUAGAGCAGGAUCUGGCCAGGCUCACAGCUGAGCUGGCCCAGAAGGACUUUCUACUGCCUUAUUCACUGGACACUGAGAUAGUUGGCAGAGUGAUAGAUCUGCUGAGCAGGACAGAUCCCAGCAAAGUGAACUUGGAUGAGCCUAAAGCUGACCAGAUCCUCAGCCUCACCAACAACAUGCUGCUACUCAUACGCUCCCAGACCCCCAUCACCAAGAGACUCAUCAAGAGCUAUUCCACAGAGGUUUCCCUGGACCCAGAGACAGCGCACCCUAAGCUGAUAAUUUCCCCGCGCGGUGACAGUGCCACCUACACAGACACCUGGCAGGAACUACCAGAGCUCCCGGGCCGCUUUGACACCACCCUCAACGUGAUCAGCCUGCAGGGCUUCAGCUCUGGGCGUCACUACUGGGAGAUAGACGUGGCUGGUAAGACGUACUGGGAGCUGGGCCUCACCUACCCCACCAUCUCCCGCAAGGGCCGAGCUGAGGACUGUUGGCUGGGCCGUGGCUCUGACUCCUGGGCUGUGGAGUUCUUUGAUGGGGAGUACACAGCCUGGCACAGUGGGGUGCCCCACCAGCUGCCUGUCACAAAACACUUCAGCCGUAUUGGGGUGCUAUGUAGUUUCCCAGGGGGCCUGGUGUCUUUCCUGGGGGCGGACAGCAUGACCCCUCUGUUCUCGUUCUGUGCAGGGGCUUUCAGGGACUGUCUCCACCUGGCGUUGUGCUCAGGUCACGAUCACAAUGGUACAAACACCAAACCCAUUGUGAUCUGUAACGCACCUCCACCUCCUAGUGCUUUCCAGAAUGCCCAGGAAUGCUGACUCUGCUCCUUAUGAUGCUCCUACUGACUCUUAAAGGCUUUAUCAUUGGAUCAUCAGCAUUUAGUCAGCGAUGUUAUUUGACAAUUUCUCAUGUUGCUGCUCUUUUAUCUAUACAAGUACUUAAAUAUGCAUUCUGUAAUCUAUUAAUGACUGGAUUUAAGGUGCUGUUUCGAGGUAGAAGGGGAGGAUCAAGAUCCUUUUAAAUUUAUUGUGGUUCCAGUUUUAGAGAAGUCCAUAUCUUUCUAACCAAAGUAUUAGUGGUUUUAGCUAUC
Oncorhynchus tshawytscha (Chinook salmon) is the source of this 2123-nucleotide messenger RNA. RefSeq names its product probable E3 ubiquitin-protein ligase TRIML1. Gene Ontology annotation, molecular function: protein binding. Lineage: Eukaryota; Metazoa; Chordata; Actinopteri; Salmoniformes; Salmonidae. The record is from RefSeq and is a predicted model, not a curated record. The coding region runs from base 655 to 1851 and encodes 398 amino acids. The transcript has 5 exons.